UUAUUUAUUAUUCGUGUGACUGCGGCGACGGUUUCUCGUGUGUUUCUCGGUGCUCCGUCCGCUGCAACAGUGCGGUUCGUAGUUAGUACAGAAGAAGUGUUUUGCAGCUCUCCUCUGCUGUGAGGCUCAUGCUUUGUGAGGUGCAACUUGGUGCUCGUUUUAUGCUGAGUGUGUCUCUGCUCUGUUUCGAAGGCGACGGCGAGUUGGACUGUCCGCGAGGUGUGCAGCAAAAAAGCGCAAACCAAUUCGAUUAUAUCGCCGAGUACUUUUGCACCUUAAGCAAGGCCUCGAAAAGAAAUCGCCACAAGCAGUAAGAAGUGGCCGCGGUCCGUGCGAUUUUUGGGGUGUUGAAUUACCGUGGCGCAAAUAGAGGGGAAAUAAAAUCCCCAAAACAGUUAGAGAUUUCAGUCGUACAAUUGGCAUCCGCGCGCCUACACUCGAAUCGAAGGCGGGUCGUGCGGUUCACGACUUAAUUCGGAAUGAGUGAUCUGUGAGUGAGAACCGAAAAUUGGCGGAAAAGUGGUGAUGCGAAAUGAAUUAACAACGGUGUGACGGUGAUUUGAUCGGUUAGUUAUUUUCUGUGAAAUGAGAAAGAAAUAAAUGGUGGUGUAAACUGAGAAGGUGCUAAAGCUUUAUUACGAUUUCUUCGACUGCAGCAAAAUGAAGCAUCGACAGAAAAUAUGAGAAAAUAAGUUGUUUAGAGUGAGGAAUCGGUGCUCACGUGUCAGAUGAUUGAUGCUGCUUGCUAAGGUAGAAGAGAAGGUAGUGAUUAAAAUUAUUAUUUUUUGUGCCCGAAGAUAAUUGACCACUCCGAAAAAGUGUUGCGAGUACGCAAAGAUAUUAUGGACAGUGCAAUGGAUUCGGCAUCGACGGCCAGUGAUCACAGUAUAGCGUCAUCGAACGACUCCCGCGGACGCAACCUGUCUUCUCCAGCGAUGCCCCAUACGCACAACGGUGGAAGUCAUGGCAUGGACAAAACUCGGACUCCGACUCCGGUCAGCCCGGUGCACAACAGCCACAACACAAGUCUGAACCACGGUUCCGGACGGCAGAUGGCCUCCAGUCCUUUGGGGGCGACGCCACAGCAAAUGAUGGGUAUGCCACAUCCGUUGAGUCCGCCACAUGUGUCGACGCCCAGUUCGAUGGGAAUGGUUGGAAUGCCGCCUCGGAUGGCGGGCAAUCUAACGCAUAUUCCGCCACACGGACUCGGUCUGCUGAACUCCUUCAUGCACCAUGCCAGUCCGCUGGAUCUGAUGGCCGCGGCUCAUCAUCAUGUCCCUCCCCGAUCGUACAACAGCCCGCCACCGAUUUCCAGCUCCGACCCAACGGCCAACGAGUGCAAGCUGGUCGACUACCGAGGCCAGAAAGUGGCUGCCUUCAUCAUCCAGGGCGAAACGAUGCUGUGUCUUCCGCAGGCUUUCGAGCUGUUCCUGAAGCAUCUGGUGGGUGGUCUCCACACGGUGUACACCAAGUUGAAGCGGCUGGACAUCGUCCCGCUGGUGUGCAACGUGGAGCAGGUGCGGAUACUGCGCGGUCUUGGCGCCAUCCAGCCAGGAGUCAACCGGUGCAAGUUGCUGGCCUGCAAGGACUUUGACGUCCUGUACCGCGACUGUACCACCGCCAGAUGCUUAUCGAUAAAACCACCUGAGAGUAACUCUCUGCUAUCGCACAGCUCUAGGCCCGGCAGACCCCCGAAACGAGGCCCCGUGGGACUUUCGAUGCCGGCGUCGCACAUGUCGCAUCAUGCCGCGGCUGCCGCAGCCGCCGCCUCGCAGAUCAAAAAGCACCGGCUGGACAACGGCGAGUUCGUGUACGAGAACGGGCAUCUGAACGGAUUAACCAAUGGAAACAAGCAUGAUUUCUACCUUAUAUCUACUGGAUCCUCAGAUAUCUCACGGCUGGACAAGUCACCCCUACUGGCCAAUGGAUACAACGCUCCCCCGACGCACUUGAAUCACAUUCCGUUCAUGCAAAUGAAUCCUCAUCCCGGCGGCGCCCACCCGCUGAUGAGCCCCGGUGUGAACCCGCACGGAAUCCCACGGCCCGAUGGGUCAAUUAUCAAGGGACAGAACAUCCCCGGAAUGGAGGCUAUUGCGAGAGCUGCGUAUGAGGACAUCGUCAAGCAUUUGGAACGAUUACGCGAAGAGCGGGGUGAUGACAGGACCGCCGGUCUCGAUCAAAAGCCGCGAGAUCUCAGUUCCCAAAACGCUCCUCCGCCAGAUUCGCCGAACGGUGCCAGCCCGGUGCUAAAUUUGUCUAAAUCCGGCGGUGAUCAGGCCAGUGGUGGCGCCCCCAGUGAGCGAAGCAAUCAAAACUCACCCGAACCCUCGGUGCACGAGGAGGACGAAAACAUCAGCGAAGCCAACAUAUCGGACACGGAGGAGCCCAACGAGAAGGAAGAAGACAUUAGCGACUGCGAGAGGGACAUCUCGUCACCUGUUCCGGCGACCGUUCCGGUUUCGCAGGACAUGGACAGCCGGCAGCAGGCGCUCAACUAUUCGAGCUUGGCGGCGACGGCAGCGGCGGUGGCUGUUGGCAACGUACCGACGGCACAGGAUCCAACCCUCUCGUCGACGGAGACCCUGCUGCGGAACAUUCAGGGCUUGCUGAAGGUGGCGGCCGACAAUGCGCGGCAGCAGGAACGGCAGACGAGCUACGAGAAGGCCGAACUGAAGAUGGACGUAAUUCGAGAGCGCGAAGUCAAAGAUUCCCUGGAACGCCAGUUGGCCGACGAAAAACGACUCCGAGGGCUUUAUCAGAAACGAUUUAAGAAGGAGCGUCGAUUGCGAGUUCAACUGAAGGAACGAUUAGAUGCCGAGCGGAAACGUCGCACCCAGCUGGAAGAGAUUAUCAAAGCCUCCGGUGCGCCUGCCGAAGCGCUGCGGAUUAUCGCCGAAAACAUCAACAACGACCAGCAGCGCGAGAAGGAGCGGGAACGGGAAGCGGAACGGGAGCGGGAGAAGGAACGCGAAAAGGAUCGCGAGCGGGAAAAGCACCGCGAUAAGGGCCGGGAGGAUCGGGAACGGAACGAUUCGGACCGAAUGCGGGAUCGGGACUCCGAUAGGGAGCGGAGUCGAGAGCGACACGAACGGGACCGGGACCGCGAGAGGGGUUCCUCGGUGGAGCGAUUUUCGAAGGAGGGCAGCCCGGUGGCGUCCCGAGGGGCCAGUCAGGAGGUUUCGCCACCCCAGCCCCAGGUGCCGGAGGGUAAACCGUGGAACUACCCGGGACUGGACAUCAUGGCGACCGGAGCCUUCUGGCAGAAUUAUUCCGAAUCGCUCGCCCAGGAGCUGGAACUGGAGCGCAAGGUGCGACAACAGGCGGCCGAAGGCGAUGUCAAAGGGCCACUUCAAGAUCGUUCCAAUUACUACAAAAACUCCGUACUGUACAGCAGUGCCACUUAGUUCCAGCAAUUAUGGCUAAUCUUUUCAUCGCACUCGAUGGCGACGAGCAGCGGCAGUGGUGGCGUCCCUGCACUCGUUCUCGGUCCUCUUCUCCGGCAGUUACUUCUACUCCUCUCGCAGCAACCCAUGGCGUCGUCGUCGUCGUCGUCAUCAUCGUCGGACAUCGUUGCCAUAGCGUUGGCGUCAUGGCCAACUUCGACGCUGGGAAACCUGUAUGUGCAAUUAUAUUACUAAGAGCUAAAUGAGCAAGCGAACUCGAAGGAACGCGCACGAAUGAAGAAAAAACGAAAAACAUUUAAUUCGAAUUCAAUGCAAGAUAAGUGAGUUCAUUCGUUGCAACACGUGCAACGAUAUCAUUUCCGAGGCUCUAUACCUUUAAUUUACUUCUCUGAUUGAUGCCAGGCGAUGUACAGUGUUUCCUGAGAAAAAAAUAUGUGAUCAUAAAUGUUUUAUCUUUGAUUCAGAAGGUUCGUUGUAGCACUUUCCCACAUGAGAAAAAAAAACGUUUUUAAUCAGUAAUUUAAAAAUUUCAGUCAUUAGCUUGUUGAAGCCAAAUUUUUGGUUUAUGACACAUAAGAAACAAAACUGCUGUACAUCAAAAUACCGCAUCUUUCAAAAUCAUAUCUGCAAUGUUUGAUAAUUUUCAUGAAAAAUAAUAAACCUUUUCCUUACUACUUUGAAUUACACAAAACUAACACCCCAGAAGAUAGAUUUUCAGAGAUAAAACAUUUUUAUCACAUAUUUUGUUCUCAUAAAAUAUUGCACGAUGAACAGGAACCAUGAUGACCAUGGUAUGUAAUUAUGAACGAGCAUGUAUUUAUGACACUUUUAUGACAUUUGAUUUAAAAUCAGAAAACUGAAACAUGACGCAAAUUAGAAAUAGAUUAGUUCGGCUGUCAAGAGGCAACAGUAAAUUUACAUUUACUGAAUCAAAAUCAGCAGCUGUGAAAUCCAUUUACAGCUUGUCUAGAUCCGGAUCUCAACCAAUUCAAAACUGCACGCUGGAGAGAGAAGCAGAUACGAUUUUUACAACCUUCGUUUAUUAAAUAAAGUUUUUCUGUAACUUAUUUUAGAAAAAAAAUAAGAUGUUAAUGAUGUUUAGUACAACUGAAGUAGCACAAAUAUAUUUUGUUCCGUUCAGCCAAAUCAGGUGAACGGAAACGUGUAACAGCACGAUGUAAACCUUGAUUUCUUAAUAUCUUCAACUGUCUGAUUGAGAAAAGUAAAACUUUUUUAUUCGAUAAAAGCCGUACUGUAAAUGAAAUUCGCAACACUACAUAUUUAAAAUCGUACUUUAAACAAUGUGAAUAGUUUCGUGUUUUUAUGAAAAGAAUCUUAACUGUAGCAACAGUAAGUGGUAGACAGGAAGUCUAACAACUUACGAACACACUGAUAUGAGAAUACAACAAACGCACUUAUAAUCGAACAAGCAUCAUGGAGGUACUUAGUAUUUUUCCGAGUUAGUUUCUUCCAGAUAAAUCUAUGUUUAUAAUCAAGCAUUAGUAAAUACAACCAAGUGAUAGUGAUCGUUAGCAUAAAACCAUCUCGGGAAAGCAUACUUUUUAGUUUAUCAUCGGUAACACUGCUGCAUUAGUUCGUGUUUUACUAUAGACUAGGUAGCCUUAUUUAAAAUCCUAAUUUUGUACAAAGAUUAAUCAAUUGUCGAGCAAAAGUAAGCACACACACACAUACAGACAAGCUAAACACAGAAUCACCCCCGCAUACAAAGAGCAUUGGGAGAUCCGUUCUCACUUUUUUAUAAAUAUAUUUCCCCUCCGCAUUUAUAUGUCAAACCAAAACAGCAACCAAGCGCAAACAAAUCGUGUCGACUUUGACUUUUAUUUAUUUUUUCGUAUUUUAAAAUACACUUAGUAAAACAACAGAAAUCAAUCGCUAUUUAUCAAGCAUAUAUUGUAUCUAUACAUGCAUAUAAAUAUUAUCGUAAAUGAAAUAAUUAAUUCAACGUAGAAACAAGGAGUGGUUGGUGGUAAAAUAUGGCAACAAAUAAUGAUCAGAUAAAAACCCAGACCCGGUGACACGUUUAAUUAUUCGCAACGAAUAAUUUCUGUUUUUCUAUGUAUGUAAGGGCUUAUUGUUAAUGGUGAGGAAAGAAAAAUACAUGAAAAAUCAACCUGGUAAUUAAACAGACAGCGAUGCAGCAUGUUUGUGCGAUAAACGAGCAUCACUCACAGAACCCAAUAUUCAAUUGCAGAAAACAAACAAACAGUGAAGUGGACGUUCCACUUUUUAAUUGCUAAAUUGACGAUAUCGAUAUGAUAAUACAGAUAAAAACCCACAUAGCGAAUGGCAACUGCAAAUAAACAGAAUCAAAAAAACAUGAAUGAUAAACAAUCUGUAAAAUGGAAUGCUCUGUGCUAUUUAGAAAGGUCAAAUAAAAUACCAAAAUACAAAUAGAUAA
This is a messenger RNA of Armigeres subalbatus, 5823 nucleotides long. It is a transcript of the gene dac, whose product is annotated as dachshund homolog 2. The transcript has 12 exons. The coding region runs from base 843 to 3404 and encodes 853 amino acids. Lineage: Eukaryota; Metazoa; Arthropoda; Insecta; Diptera; Culicidae. Gene Ontology annotation, molecular function: DNA-binding transcription factor activity, RNA polymerase II-specific; RNA polymerase II cis-regulatory region sequence-specific DNA binding. The record is from RefSeq and is a predicted model, not a curated record. Gene Ontology annotation, biological process: regulation of transcription by RNA polymerase II. Gene Ontology annotation, cellular component: nucleus; transcription regulator complex.